AUGCUGGUGGGGCGAUUCAAGCAGAAUCGACAAUCCAGGAAGCAACUGACAAAGCUCCGCACACAGCUACUGCGUCAAGCCAUUCUUAAUAAUUACAUGUGUAAGGUAAAUCCUCCCAAAACAUGGAACAAAAAGAGGGUGAUACGGGAGGCGAAGAAGAAGGAGAAGGAGAUACAUCAUUUGGUGGAGGAGAAUCAUUAUGAUGAGCUAGAAGAUGAUUGGUUUCAGGUAGUGGGAGAUGUAGCUGGAGAGGUAGAGAUAGAGGAAGAAAAAGUGAAUGCGGAAAAGGAGGAUAUGUAUGAAGAGGAAGAGGUGGAGGACACAUUAGAGGAAAAGGUAGAGGAAGAAGAAGUGGAAGACGUAGAGGAAGGAGAAAUGGAAUAUCAAGUGGAAGAAGAAGAUGAUGAUCUCCAGCAGGAGAAGGUGGAGAAUACACAGGUAGUGGAUGAGGUCGAAACGGAGGAAAUAAAAGAGAAGGAAAGUGAGAAGGUGAAAAUGGAAGCAAUUACAGGAGACAAAGAGACAGAUGAGUACUGUUACUUACAGGAAGACAUCAACACUAGAGAACAGAAUUUAAAGACUGAUGAAGACCUGAUAAGUUUGACCCCUGUUAAGGUAAAUGCUCCCAAAACAUGGAACAAAAAGAGGGUGAUACGGGAGGCGAAGAAGAAGGAGAAGGAGAUACAUCAUUUGGUGGAGGAGAAUCAUUAUGAUGAGCUAGAAGAUGAUUGGUUUCAGGUAGUGGGAGAUGUAGCUGGAGAGGUAGAGAUAGAGGAAGAAAAAGUGAACGCGGAAAAGGAGGAUAUGUAUGAAGAGGAAGAGGUGGAGGACACAUUAGAGGAAAAGGUAGAGGAAGAAGAAGUGGAAGACGUAGAGGAAGGAGAAAUGGAAUAUCAAGUGGAAGAAGAAGAUGAUGAUCUCCAGCAGGAGAAGGUGGAGAAUACACAGGUAGUGGAUGAGGUCGAAACAGAGGAAAUAAAAGAGAAGGAAAGUGAGAAGGUGAAAAUGGAAGCAAUUACAGGAGACAAAGAGACAGAUGAGUACUGUUACUUACAGGAAGACAUCAACACUAGAGAACAGAAUUUAGAGACUGAUGAAGACCUGAUAAGUUUGACCCCUGUUAAGGUAAAUGCUCCCAAAACAUGGAACAAAAAGAGGGUGAUACGGGAGGCGAAGAAGAAGGAGAAGGAGAUACAUCAUUUGGUGGAGGAGAAUCAUUAUGAUGAGCUAGAAGAUGAUUGGUUUCAGGUAGUGGGAGAUGUAGCUGGAGAGGUAGAGAUAGAGGAAGAAAAAGUGAACGCGGAAAAGGAGGAUAUGUAUGAAGAGGAAGAGGUGGAGGACACAUUAGAGGAAAAGGUAGAGGAAGAAGAAGUGGAAGACGUAGAGGAAGGAGAAAUGGAAUAUCAAGUGGAAGAAGAAGAUGAUGAUCUCCAGCAGGAGAAGGUGGAGAAUACACAGGUAGUGGAUGAGGUCGAAACGGAGGAAAUAAAAGAGAAGGAAAGUGAGAAGGUGAAAAUGGAAGUAAUUACAGGAGACAAAGAGACAGAUGAGUACUGUUACUUACAGGAAGACAUCAACACUAGAGAGCAGAAUUUAGAGACUGAUGAAGACCUGAUAAGUUUGACCCCUGUUAGAAUAUGCCAGGACAAGAACUGUAGCUGUUCCACUUUAUGGUCUUCUAACGAAUUACCCAAUAGUUAUCAACAGUAUUAUUACGAAAACUGGCACAGCAGCGCUUUUCCUGAAAAACAAGUGUUCACUGAUCUGGCAGAGUGCAUGUCUUCGCCCGUACCUACUGAUGGUGAAGACUUUAGGUAUUACACGUAUCUAGAGUCAGAGGACGAAGAGAUGUUAGAAAAGUCAUGGAACGAAUGUUUUGAAACUCAAGAAUCUCAUCUAGGGCAAGAUGCGGUAGAGGCAAACAUGUCUACUGGAUCAGUUACGCAUAAUGAAGGUGUGAGUAUUCCGACUAGAAACGAGUUCGAGGAUUUGUCAAUCACAUUAACGACAAGAUCUUGCAGAAAAGAGGAAGAGGGGAUAUGCAGCAUGAGCAGUUGA
Schistocerca serialis cubense is the source of this 2058-nucleotide messenger RNA. Its product is annotated as golgin subfamily A member 6-like protein 1. Bases 1 to 2058 code for a protein of 685 amino acids. NCBI's taxonomy places the organism in Eukaryota, Metazoa, Arthropoda, Insecta, Orthoptera, Acrididae. The transcript has a single exon. The record is from RefSeq and is a predicted model, not a curated record.